Polyodon spathula (Mississippi paddlefish) is the source of this 2523-nucleotide messenger RNA. RefSeq names its product short chain dehydrogenase/reductase family 42E, member 1 (gene sdr42e1). Gene Ontology annotation, molecular function: 3-beta-hydroxy-Delta5-steroid dehydrogenase (NAD+) activity. Lineage: Eukaryota; Metazoa; Chordata; Actinopteri; Acipenseriformes; Polyodontidae. The transcript is spliced from 3 exons. The record is from RefSeq and is a predicted model, not a curated record. Gene Ontology annotation, biological process: steroid biosynthetic process. Bases 96 to 1268 code for a protein of 390 amino acids.
ACGAGCUUCCGCAUUUCCUCCCUCCUGCCCCUUAUUUGUUUUCGGAAAUAACUCCAGUAUUUAACCCCUGCUGUCUGCAAGAAACUCAAGGUACUAUGGCGACUGAGGAACCGAACACAGUUAAGGAAACCUUGCUUAUCACGGGCGGGGGAGGUUACUUUGGACACCGCCUGGGCUGUGCCCUCCAUAAAAAGGGGGCAAGAGUCAUUCUGUUUGAUGUCCACCCGCCUGUCCAGAGCAUCCUAAAAGGAAUCACGUUUAUACAAGGAGACAUAAGGAACUAUCCAGAGGUGGAGAAGGCGCUGAGGGACACAGAUUGCGUUUUCCACUUGGCUUCUUAUGGGAUGUCAGGUAGAGAGCAGCUCAACCAAAAACUGAUCGAAGAGGUGAAUGUGAGAGGAACGGAGAAUGUGAUCCAGGCCUGCUUGAAAAACGGGGUCCCGAGACUGGUUUACACAAGCACUUUUAACGUGGUGUUUGGGGGUCAGGUUAUAGAGAAUGGAGACGAGUCUCUCCCAUACUUGCCGCUCCACCUCCAUCCAGACCACUACUCCAGGACCAAAUCUAUAGCGGAAAUGGCUGUGCUCAAAGCAAAUGGCGCUGUGUUGGAAAACGGGAGCGGUAUCUUGAGAACCUGCGCCCUCCGCCCAGCUGGGAUCUACGGGCCUGGGGAGCUGAGACACCUGCCUAGGGUUGUCAGCUACAUUGAAAACGGGGUAUUUAAAUUUGUGUACGGAGACCCAAACAGCCUGGUGGAGUUCGUCCAUGUUGAUAACCUGGUGGCAGCUCACAUGCUUGCGGCUCAAGCCCUGGCGGCUGAAAAAGAGCACAGAGCCGCCGGCCAGCCCUACUUCAUUUCCGACGGGAGGCCGGUCAACAACUUUGAGUUUUUCCGCCCUCUAGUGGAUGGUUUGGGGUACACAUUCCCCAGGGUUCGCCUCCCACUCUCUCUGAUAUAUUUCUUUGCGUUCCUGACAGAAAUGGUCCACUUUCUCGUGGGCCGCUUUUAUAACUUCCAGCCUUUGCUGACUCGCACUGAGGUUUACAAGACAGGGGUCACACACUACUUCAGCAUGGGCAAGGCUAAGGAAGAACUGGGCUAUGAGCCCCAGGAAUACAGUAUGGAGGAGGUUGUAGAGUGGUUUAAAGUGAAUGGUCAUGGAAGAAAGCCUAGCCUGUACACCUUUAAAAAGCUGGUACGGGAUAUUUUACUCGUGGCUGCACUUGCUGCUUUUACCUUUUCUUGCAUUCCAGUGGUAGGUUCAUAAUCAUACUGACACAGUCAAACCCCCCCCACCCCAUACACGCACACACACACACACAGACACACAUAAGGUCGGCCACCGGACUGAGCAGUUCACAUGUUGUGUGUGUCUCAUUAAUAGGUUUCUUUUUGUUACUAUAUACGCCCAUUCGCCUAGUAAUUUAAUUUUACGUAUGUUGUGAUGAUAAUGAUUAUUAUUAGUCUAGGUGAUUUAUAAGUGAAUCAUAACCUACGGCAUAUAACUCGGGUAACUAAAAAAAAGUUUUAUAGCUCUUUCGUUUGAUGUAUAAUUAAAGUUUUCAUGUAGCUUUUAAUAAAGCUGGUUAAACUUCUCUAUAAUCUUGUCUUUGCUGAAUUGCAUUUAAAAUUUUGAUCAUAUUUCAGUAGACUGUUCAGAAGAGACUUGCUCUAUGUGACACUAUCAGUAAGUAAAGCGAGCGAGUCCGUUACUAAUUUAUGAAAUCAUUUUACAAAAUGGGUAAUAAUAUAUAAAUUAAAAAUUAAUUGAAGAUGGAAUAGUGAAAAAGUGUGGGAUAGCAAGAUAUAUGUUUUGGAAGCAACUUACACUAGCAGUGGAGCUGGCUGCAAAAUUAGAAGCACCGGAGUGGAUCGUGAGCGGAUCGAACUGGGAAAAUAAAAUCCAUGGAGCAAGCGGUUUCAAAGAGGAAGAGAGCAAAGAGCGGCGUUUAUGAACGCUCCACGCUGCUCAAAUGCUCUCCUCGUCAACAAGUCUUUAUUAUGUAAUGUACAAUUUAAUAGGGAUAACUCAACUAUUUAUAACAACCAUAAAAUAUAUAAUUGAGAACCUCGAAAACCACACUUUCCCUGCAUAUUCUCGGGGAUAAUAUGGAGAGAUGAGUGCUAUCUGCAGUAGUGAAAAUGAUUGGGCUCUGAGAGUGGGCUCUGUUUGAAUUACCUGGACAAGGGCAGAUAGAGUUCUCCCUUCUUACUAUUAUUGUAUUGCCCACACUUACUGUGACACACUUACUUUAUACAAUGACAUGUAUUACUAAAAACAGUAACAUUGAAGGGGAUCAUUGACUAACGCAUUAAAAGUAUUACCUUUGUAUUGAUGUGGUGCUACUGGUCUAAUUUUUCAUGUUAUGUGAAUAUUAGUGUACUGUUUACAGUAGAGUUGUUGUGUUUCUUUUGGUAGAAAAAGGGAUACAUAUGACAGUAUUCUUUUGGGGGGUACCUUUUAUGCAUAAAGGAUUUUGCUUUUUCAAUUUGUUAAUAUAUAAAUCUUGUUUUUAAAUUUA